Messenger RNA from Lactuca saligna, 1996 nucleotides. The record is from the annotation of a GenBank genome assembly. Lineage: Eukaryota; Viridiplantae; Streptophyta; Magnoliopsida; Asterales; Asteraceae.
UCCAUCCAUUCAUGUAAGUUCCACGCAUUCUAUUUUUAUUUCUCUUUGACGUACAAUCUUUCAAAUGGGUAAAUGUUUGUGCAUUCUGUUACGAAUGGUUUAUGAUUAUUAGCAGUGUUUUGAUUGCAUUAUUCGUCCAGUUUGUUCCUUUAAGUUAAAUUUUCAACUACGAUCAAGUGUUUAUUGUGUUUAUCAACAAUUGCAGUGUAUAUAUGAUUGAAGUUGAUAAGUAAUGGCGAAACUUUUUUUGUGUGUUUUUGCAAUUCUGGCAAUACAUACUUGGGCUACCGUUGAUGAAUCCGACAUAAAAUACAAAGAUCCGAAACAACCAUUAGGUGUUCGAAUAAGGGACUUGAUGAACAGGAUGACUUUGGAAGAAAAGAUCGGUCAAAUGACACAGAUUGAUAGUCGUGUAGCAACACAACAAGUAUUGCAGAAUUACUCAAUAGGGAGUUUAUUGACCAAUGCAGCGAUCCCUUCAUCUCAAGACCCAUCGAGUCCGCAGGCAUGGAUUAACAUGAUCAACAAUUUCCAAAGAGGAUCAUUGUCUUCUCGUUUGGGUAUUCCCCUUAUGUAUGGAAUUGAUGCUGUCCAUGGCAAUAGUAGAGUUUACAAUGCCACUAUUUUCCCACAUAAUAUUGGCCUUGGAGUAACUAGGGACGUUGAAUUGGUGAAGAAAAUUGGAGUUGCGACUGCCCUUGAAGUUCGAGCAACUGGCAUCAACUAUGCCUUUGCACCUUGUGUUGCGGUAUGUAGAGAUCCAAGAUGGGGUCGUUGCUUCGAGAGCUUUAGUGAAGAUCCUAAUAUUGUUCGAGCCAUGACUGAGAUCAUACCUGGACUUCAAGGAAGCAUUCCUAGCGAUGGUCGAUUAGGUGUUCCUUUUGUUGGCGGACAAGAAAAGAUUGCCUCUUGCGCUAAACACUACGUGGGUGAUGGUGGAACGACAAGAGGCAUCAAUGAGAACAAUACAGUCAUAAACUUCCAUGGUUUAUUGAGCAUUCAUAUGCCACCAUACGUUGAUGCAGUACGGAAGGGUGUUACAACCAUCAUGAUUUCUUACUCAAGCUGGAAUGGAGUCAAAAUGCAUAGAAAUGUUCCACUUAUAACUGGAUUUCUAAAGAACACUCUCAAAUUCAGAGGAUUUGUGAUCUCAGAUUUUAUGGGUAUUGACCGGCUGACAGAUCCGCCUCAUGCUAAUUACACUUGGUCCGUUCAACAAAGCAUUACGGCUGGCAUAGACAUGGCGAUGAUUGGCUCCAACUACACUGAAUUCAUCAAUGAGAUGACUUUCCUUGUGAAGAAUAAUUUCAUCCCAAUCAAUCGGAUUGAUGAUGCAGUAAAGAGGAUUCUACGCGUCAAGUUUGUAAUGGGUCUGUUUGAGAACCCAUUCACAGAUCUAAGCAUGGCCAAAUAUCUUGGAGAGCAGGAUCACCGAGAUUUGGCUAGGGAGGCAGUAAGGAAAUCUUUAGUCUUGCUAAAGAACGGUAAAUUUGUCAACCAACCAAUGCUUCCUCUUCCAAAAAUGUCGACUAAAAUUUUGGUAGUGGGCACCCAUGCUGAUGAUAUUGGUAAUCAGUGUGGUGGUUGGACCAUUGAAUGGCGUGGGAAAAGUGGCAAUAUAACAAGAGGUACGACAAUUUUAUCUGCCGUGAAAAAGAUAGUUGACCCUACAACCCAAGUCUUGUAUGUAGAGAACCCGACUCCUGAUUUUAUCAAGUCAAACAACUUUUCAUACGCCAUUGUGGUAACGGGUAGACCUGUUGUGAUCGAACCUUAUGUUCCUAUCAUGGAUGCUUUGGUGGCUGCAUGGCUUCCAGGGACUGAAGGCCAAGGUGUCACCGAUGUUCUGUAUGGUGAUUAUGGUUUUACGGGCAAACUAGCACAUACUUGGUUCAAGACUGUUGAUCAGCUCCCAAUGAAUGUUGGUGAUUCGCAUUAUGAUCCGUUGUAUCCAUUCAGAUAUGGGCUUACAACCAAACCAACCAAGCAAAUUUAG